Messenger RNA from Schistocerca americana (American grasshopper), 678 nucleotides. RefSeq lists its product as uncharacterized. Bases 1 to 678 code for a protein of 225 amino acids. The record is from RefSeq and is a predicted model, not a curated record. NCBI's taxonomy places the organism in Eukaryota, Metazoa, Arthropoda, Insecta, Orthoptera, Acrididae. The transcript is spliced from 4 exons.
AUGGCAACAGUGCGCCACAUGCCGACUGCAACGGCAGAAUCGUGCGACGACGAAGCCGCAACUGCAGCCAGUGCUGUAUGCGGCGGUAAACAUCCGGCGGCGAGGCGUGUGAAUGAGAGCCCGACGUCGGCGUGCAGCGGGGUGCAGCCUGGAAGCGGUGCUGCAGCGGUACAGGGCGUGGCGCAGCGCGGCGAUAAAAAUAGGGCGAGUUACAGCCGCCCUAAUGGAACAGCCCGGCACGAGGCGCGCCAGUCGAAACUACGAGAACAUCACCUGCCGCAGGCCGGAGGCUGCCCAGCUGUUCCCAACAACUCACGCCCUCCUCGAUCGCCUCGCCCACAGAGUGGUUGCCCGGCAGAGCCCCCCGCGCGCGCGUCGUGUUGUACGUCGACGCCCCCGCGAUAUUCGUGCCGAGUGCUCGGCGCGCGCCGCAUUCCAGACCCGCCGCGGGGCAUCGACGCCGCAUGCCAGAAGACGCGGCGGCCCGCCAGCUGCGGCGCUGCCAGGAACACCAGCCUUGACCCACAGCCGUCCAGCGGCCGGCUGAGUCACAGGCGUCCACGCGGCCGCUCCAGUCUGGCCGCAGCCGCCAGGCUGGGAGGCUCGGUCGGACCGCCACGCUUCCAGGCAGGGAACAGCGAAACGCGGAAACGGGGCGGCGCCGGCGCUUCGCGCUAA